Messenger RNA from [Torrubiella] hemipterigena, 396 nucleotides. The record is from the annotation of a GenBank genome assembly. Lineage: Eukaryota; Fungi; Ascomycota; Sordariomycetes; Hypocreales; Clavicipitaceae.
AUGCCUCCCAGCAGGUCCGCCCUCCGAAUCACCGAGUUCGCUGCCCCCAAGACGCCCGACUGCAUCGCCAUCGGCGCCAUUCUAUUCCUCUACGGCGCUGGCGUCGCCUCAGCAUCAGGCCACUUCGCGCCAGGUACUGCACUCUGGGAAACCGCCGAGCGCCUGCUGCCCGGCAGCGCCGAGAAACUGCUCUGGGUCGCGCAAAAGAUUGUGCCCUGGCUCGCGCUCGUCCACGGCAUCGAGGCCGUCCUAUUCGACCAGCUGCGCAUGAAGGCCUACGGCGUGCCCCGUUUCUCAGCCCUCUGGUGGAAGUGGGAGAUUUCAUGCUUCAUUGAAGGCCUCGGCUCAUGGAAGCGCAUCGGCAAGGUUAUCGCGGACAAGCAGAAGCGCGCAUAA